AUGGAUGGAGAUCUGGAUUCGAGGAAGCGGAAGAGAACCUCUCACGCGUGUGACGCGUGCCGCCAUCGCAAAGUCCGAUGCGACGGCCGUCAGCCCUGUGCAACCUGCUCGGCAACAGCUGAAGACUGUCUCUACGGUGCAGAGGCGAUACCCAAGAGCAAGUCUGAUCUGAUCCUGGAUGUGGUCCUCCGUUCAGAGAACCUGCUGCGUGAGAUGUCUGCCCAUAUGCAGCAGACUGUUCUGGGCCCAACAACCCCCGUAGACCCCCGAAUAGCUUCAUCGCCCCUUGCAUUCUUCUCCCCUCCCACAAUUGAUUCCCAUCGCCCUGUGACAUCCCCUGACCAGAUCUCCAAUGCGAUUCUGUCGCAAUUCCAUUCGUCAACAACCGAGUCGAUCCUAGCUUGGCCUCAUUUCAAAGAGUUCCAUCCGCUGCGACAGAACUAUCAGGGCUCUGUGUUUUACCUAGAAAGCCAGCGUUCCCCGUUCAAGCAUCGAACUACCGGCACCCUACCCUACGUAGGUAAAGCAGAGCUCGAUAACAUCCUUCACAGCUUUGAGCAGAAUGUCAACUUCUGGUAUCCGACCUUGUCUCGGAAUAGGAGUACCGAAGUGGAGAUCCACAUCCUGUCGAACAGUCUAGAUGAGGGCAUCGCCUCUUGUCUGGCUUUGCUGGUCAUGGCCCUUGGCUGUGCCAGUGAGCUGAUUCGCUCUGUUAGAUCAGACGCCACUGCGAGCCCUGAUGAGCUGGAGCAGCGACAUCGAUGGCAGCUUAUGAGUGGCUUAUACUUUGACCUUGCCUUCAAGAAGAUAUAUCUCGCCCAGGCAGAAUGUACCACAGAAGCUGUGCAAUGUCUGUUCUUCACAGCUAUAUUCUUUGCUUUCCUUCAACGCCCUAUACAAGCGUGGUCCUUUAUCAGCGCCGCCGCAGUCAAAUGUCGCUUACUGCUGUCAUAUCCCGCAUCCGAGGCCGAACCACAGCACCUCGAGUGCCUUCGCCGGAUAUUCUGGUCAUGCUAUAUUCUAGAAAGUGACUACCUCGCCGAACUCGCCGCCCUUCCUCAAACUGGCAUUGCCGAUAUCGAAUCGUCCAUCCCACUACCAGGAGAAUACCACACGCACACCAGUCCAACAACAGAAGAACAGUCCUCCCUGUACUUCCUUGCGUGUAUAUCCAUGCGCCGCCUCCUCAACCGAGUCCACGACCUCCUCUACGCACGCAACAACGGCGUCGCCUCAGAUAUAUACCAAUUCCCAUCCGUCGUGGCAGAACUAGACCACCAGCUAGAAAAAUGGAAAGACCUCCUCCCGCCGCCAUUCCAAUUCACCGAGGACCGCGAACCGGCAGGGUCCACUGAAGCAGGCUUCCUGCGGCAGCGAUACCUCACUUGUAAAAGCGUCAUAUACCGACCGUACCUUACCUGGGCGCUGUCGCUUACAACACGAGGCGAGACGGUGUCUCCAGCCGUAUAUGAAGGAUGCAAGACAUGCCUCCAGGCUUGCUGCCUGCAUGCUCAGAACCUGCAUGGAUUUCCGCAGACGAUUAUGGUUGAUACGUGGAUUUGCUCUCUUUCGAUGGCAUCUGUUAUGCUUAUUACCCUGGCGACUGCACGAGAGGUUUCCCUGCGGAGCUGUCUUCCGGCUAAUGUGACCGAUAUAGGGCCUCAUCUGGGAAAAUACCUGACGCAGUGGAUGCGCGUCCCUGGCCAUGGGGUGUCACCGAGUGUGAUGCAGAGUAUCCGAUUGAUUGAGGAUGCCAGUGUAUCUUUGCAGGAUAUUCUAGAUGCAUAA
Aspergillus puulaauensis is the source of this 1788-nucleotide messenger RNA. RefSeq lists its product as uncharacterized. The coding region runs from base 1 to 1788 and encodes 595 amino acids. Gene Ontology annotation, molecular function: DNA binding; zinc ion binding; DNA-binding transcription factor activity, RNA polymerase II-specific. The record is from RefSeq and is a predicted model, not a curated record. Gene Ontology annotation, biological process: regulation of DNA-templated transcription; DNA-templated transcription. NCBI's taxonomy places the organism in Eukaryota, Fungi, Ascomycota, Eurotiomycetes, Eurotiales, Aspergillaceae. The transcript has 8 exons.